AAAAUUCUAAACUCUUUAUUCUUUUCUCUCUAUCUUCUCUCUCAAAACCCUAGCGGCCGCAUACGCAUUUUAUUAAAAAAAUCGACAAUGGUGAUUGCAAUGGUGAUUGCUGAUGUCAAACACCUAUUUCACAUCUUCAAGUGUUAUGGGUUUCGACUUUCGAUUAUUGUACUGUGCGAUUAGGUUUCUCGCGAUUUGGUUGCUUCAAUCAAGAUGGAAUGCUUUUGAUGUAUGCUUGAUUUGUUUAUCACCAAUUGAGGUUUACUCCUCCCUUGACAGAAUGAGUUGGUAUAUUUGUAGGAUGCUUUUAGUUGUCAUAUUGAACAUUUAUGUUUUUGGAGGGUUGUGGUUUUUCAAUAUUUGCUUCUUCUUUUGUUGUUAUUCAGAUGAUAGUUGCAGUCCUUCGGUCGAUACAAUUCCACCGCUACUGUUCCGAAGACGCUACAUAGUGAUGGUGUUUGUUUCUUUUAAUAUUUGGUUUUGACGACGCUGAGUUGUGUAUAUGUGACAAAAUGGAAAGGAUCGGUGAAUGGCUUUCGGUUACGGUAUCACGGAAUCCAAAACGGUGGUAUUUAGCCUUCUAGGAUGUUACUACCAUGGUUGAACUUGGUUUGCCUAGUCUACGUUACGCAAUGUCCCAACUUGGUUGGUCAGUUAGUCUCUUUAAUCUUUAUUCCUAAACUUUUCAAUUAUACAAUAACAAGACCAUUAAAUUCAGUGAAAUUUCAUGAGGCCUGGUGUAUCAGUAUUAAUAUUGUCAUGGGUCAUAGUGUGAAUUAUCGAAUUUAUGCAUUUGUUGUUGUAAGGAUAGAAUUAUCGAAUUAAAAACAUUCAUUAGCUCAAACAAAUUUUAGGGAAUUUAGUAAUGGGUCGGAUGAAAAUGCACACCUAACAUAGUGCAUAUAUUAAAUACUGGUUUGCAACACAUGUACAAACCUAUUCAUACGCAUAUGUAAUAACUUCAUUAACGGUAACCAAUUAAGUUAACUUAAACUGUCAUGAACUACCUAACGCUAUUAGGCAUAGACUACAUACCGUUAAUCAUAAUUAAAAAAUAAUAUUGUUCUUAUCUUUAGUUUACUUUGUUUACUACUCUGUGUUAAAGUAAAGAUAGUUUAUGGGUCAAACAUUAAUAAUUUUGUCACAUUGUGUACAUGACAUGUUAUGACAAUGCAUAUAGACUUUUGCUUUUGUUUCUUCAAUUCUGUCAGAAGGUCAUUUCUGGUGUAAUGGGAUCUAAUAACGGGUGUUGGACUGAAAUAAGCAUUCAUAACAUGAUAAAUAACUUAGACAAUGGGGUAUGGAAUGGAUAGUCUCUUUGGAGACCUCCCGCCACGUAGGCGCCACGUCAUCACGGGAGGAGGACCAUCCCCUUGGGGACUACCCAAGGGUGUGGAGGACUACCCAACCCCACAAUAAAAAU
This is a messenger RNA of Helianthus annuus (common sunflower), 1423 nucleotides long. RefSeq lists its product as uncharacterized. The transcript is spliced from 4 exons. NCBI's taxonomy places the organism in Eukaryota, Viridiplantae, Streptophyta, Magnoliopsida, Asterales, Asteraceae. The coding region runs from base 113 to 484 and encodes 123 amino acids. The record is from RefSeq and is a predicted model, not a curated record.